AUGGCAGACCCAACGGCCAUGUACGAGUUCCUCAAGCAGCCCACAAACGGUGGUGUAAAGAGACCACUGCCACCACCUUCCACCACUGCCAACACUACCACCCCUACCACCGCAGCCACCACACGCACCUUCCAAUGCCAUUUCUGCCACCGCAAGUUCUACACCUCGCAAGCCCUCGGCGGCCACCAAAACGCACACAAGCUGGAGCGAGCAGCCGCGAGGAGGCAAACCAACGGGCUUCUCCCGCCGCCCCCGCUGCCGCUGGAGCCUGCCCUCAAGCAAAGCGAGCCCAGGCCCAGGCCCAUGCUGGAGCCACUGGAGCCCUCCACCGGGCUCUUCUUCCACCCUCCCUACUGGCUCGAUGUGGAGCCCCUGCAGUUCCAAGCCACCCACCCUUACGUGACCGCCGCCACCCUCCCCGUUCCGUUCCACGCCGCGUCUUCCACCGUACCCCAACAACAGCAGGUCCUUUCCCACAAUGUCGACGCCUCCGACCACGUCAACCUCGACCUCACUCUCCGCUUGUGA
Vigna unguiculata (cowpea) is the source of this 528-nucleotide messenger RNA. RefSeq lists its product as uncharacterized. Gene Ontology annotation, biological process: negative regulation of abscisic acid-activated signaling pathway. The record is from RefSeq and is a predicted model, not a curated record. NCBI's taxonomy places the organism in Eukaryota, Viridiplantae, Streptophyta, Magnoliopsida, Fabales, Fabaceae.